GUCGAGAGGAGAGCCGGGUCCGACACAGAAGCAGAUUUCUGUCCCCUGGAACCAGGAUGAUGGACGGAUUAUCCUUUUAACCCCCCUGAUAUUCUCUAAACUCCAGUAAAACCCGCUCCUCCUCCGCCAUGGGUCCGAGCUGCAGAGCCGCGGUCCUGCUGCUCCUCACCUGCGCGUUUUUCACUCUUCCUCGCCGCUCCGGAGCAGAAAUCCCCCCGAAACCGAGCGUCCCGACCCACCAUGUGACCAUCCUGCCCCCGGUGCAGCCGGACAGCGGCCCCCAGGCCUAUCCCGAGGAGCAGAAGGACAACCUGCCCGUGUUCACCAUGGACUACCCGCGGAUCCAGAUCCCCUUCGAGAUCACGCUGUGGAUGCUGCUGGCCUCCUUCUCCAAGAUCGGUUUCCACGUGUACCACAAGAUCACGGUGUGGGUGCCGGAGUCCUGCCUGCUCAUCAGCAUCGGCCUGAUCGUGGGGGGAAUCAUGCACUCGGUGCACGAGGAGCCGCCGGCCGUCCUCACCACCAACGUCUUCUUCCUGUACAUGCUGCCCCCCAUCGUGCUGGACUCGGGCUACUUCAUGCCCACCAGGCCCUUCUUCGAGAACAUCGGCACGGUGCUGUGGUUUGCGGUGGUGGGAACUCUCUGGAACAGCAUCGGCAUCGGCAUGUCCCUGUUCGCCAUCUGCCAGAUCGAGGCCUUCGACGUGCAGGACAUCAACCUGCAGGAGAACCUGCUGUUCGCCGCCAUCAUCUCGGCCGUGGACCCGGUGGCCGUGCUCAGCGUGUUCGAGGACGUGUCCGUCAACGAGCAGCUCUACAUCGUGGUGUUCGGGGAAUGUCUGUUCAACGACGCCGUCACAGUGGUUUUGUACAACAUGUUCAGCUUCGUGGCGGAGAUGCCGGUGGUGGAGCCCACGGACGUGUUCCUGGGCGUGGCCCGGUUCUUCGUGGUGGGCCUGGGCGGGAUGGGCUUCGGCGUCCUGUUCGGCUUCGUGGCCGCCUUCACCACCAGGUUCACGUCCCGGGUCCGGGAGAUCGAGCCGCUCUUCAUCUUCAUGUACAGCUACCUGGCCUACCUGGUGGCCGAGCUCUUCGCCAUCUCCUCCAUCAUGGCCAUCGUCACCUGCGCCCUCACCAUGAAGUAUUACGUGGAGGAGAACGUCUCCCAGCGUUCCUGCACGACCAUCCGGCACGUGGUGAAGAUGCUCGGCUCCAUCGCAGAAACCCUCAUCUUCUUCUUCCUGGGCGUGGUCGCCAUAACGACGGAGCACGAGUGGAACUGGGCCUACAUCGUCUUCACGCUGCUGUUCGCUUUCCUGUGGAGAGGUUUGGGCGUGCUGGUUCUGACCCAGAUCAUCAACCCGUUCCGCACCACCCCCUUCAACAUGAAGGACCAGUUCGGUCUGGCCUACGGCGGUCUGCGUGGGGCCAUCUCUUUCGCCCUGGCAUUCACCCUCCCCGACACCAUCGCCCGCAAGCAGCUGUUCGUCACCGCCACCAUCGUCAUCAUCUUCUUCACUGUCUUCCUCCAGGGCAUCAGCAUCCGGCCUCUGAUCGAGUUCAUCAACGUGCGCAGAACGACCCGCAAGUUCGGCACCAUCAGCGUGGAGAUUCAUAGCAGGCUCAUGGAGCACACCAUGGCGGGUAUCGAGGACCUCUGUGGACAGUGGAGCCACUUCUACUGGAAGGACAAGUUCAUGAAGUUCAACAACCGGAUCCUGCGGCGGAUCCUGCUGCGGGACACCAGGCAGGAGUCCAGCAUCGUGGCUCUGUACAAGAAGCUGGAGCUGCAGAACGCCAUGGAGAUCCUGGACUCGGUGUCCGGAGACAUCAGCGCCGCGCCGUCCGUCGUCUCGCUGCGGGAGGAAAAGAAGAAACCGAAAAAGACCUUCCUGGCUGCAGAUCUGAGGAACAUGCACAACGUCCUCUCCAAGAACAUGUACAAGAUCAGGCAGCGGACGGUGGCGUACACGGGGAAGCACACGCUGCCCAACGACAGCCAGUCCAAGGAGAUUCUGAUCAGACGACACGCCAGCAUCCGCCGGAGCCUGAGACCCGGCAGCUUUCAGUCGUCUCAGAUGGUUCCCAAGUCCCAGAAAUACUUCUCCCUCCCCGGUGGAAAGAACGUGGAGUCCAAGUUUCCUCCGUCAAGGCUGAACUACGAAGACGACCUGGAAACCAUGUCGGAGACGGCGUUUCCUCCCCGACGCUCCCGCUUCGGCGCGCCGCGCCGCUCCUCCUCCACGGCCAUGACGCCCCUGCGGCGGCUGGGAACCCUGAGGGAAGCGGCCGCCUCCGGGGACGUCUUCACGGGGCCCGCCAGGGGCCGCGGCCUUCCCCGGACCGACUCGUCCUACAGCGACUCCCGAGUGCCGGCGCCGCGUCGCUACGUCGACGACGACGAGGGGAGAGAUGGACGACAUGAGGACGAGGAUCGGCAUCAGCCGCCGUCCUCUGCUCCACCCACGGACGACCCGCUACGCAACCCCCUGCUCAGACGGCCCCAGUGGAACCUGAAGAAGUAGGAGUCCCCGGGUCUGACGGCAGCUGGACUGCCACGACCUUUGACUCAGGUCACCGAACUCUGAGAGCGGGAACUCCCGAGAGC
This is a messenger RNA of Cololabis saira (Pacific saury), 2608 nucleotides long. It is a transcript of the gene slc9a2, whose product is annotated as solute carrier family 9 member 2. The record is from RefSeq and is a predicted model, not a curated record. Gene Ontology annotation, cellular component: membrane. Gene Ontology annotation, biological process: sodium ion transport; regulation of pH; proton transmembrane transport. Gene Ontology annotation, molecular function: sodium:proton antiporter activity. The transcript is spliced from 13 exons. NCBI's taxonomy places the organism in Eukaryota, Metazoa, Chordata, Actinopteri, Beloniformes, Belonidae. The coding region runs from base 129 to 2525 and encodes 798 amino acids.